UUUAAUGAUCUCCCCUUGGCCAGAAGGUGAGGCCUGGCUGCUGCUGGGAAGUGGAUGCCACAGAGCAGCCCAGGGAAAUGCCAGCAAGGUGUCCGCAGGCACAUGACCUUCAGGGGUUCCACAACUGCACAAGAGCUCUCAGAAAAGGGGGGACACUCAGAAGGGCAGGUAAGAGGGUUCACACCAGUGGCCUGCCAGGCCCAGAGGCAGAGUCCAGGGAGAAAGCAGGAAAGUGCUGGUGGUCUCUGGAGUCUACGAGCAGGUUGUGUGUGUGUGUGUGUGUGUGUGUGUGUGUGUGUGUGUGUGUGUGUGUGUGUUACAGAGAGAAAGAGAGAGAGAGAGAGAGAGAGAGAGAGAGAGAGAGAGAGAGAACAGAAAAGUCCAUCACCAUAACACGCAGGCUUGCCCUGUCUAUCUAGGUACCCAAUACAUUCUCAGAAAAAGCUUAGGCCAGGGUGCCCAGGGGUGGGGGCUAAAAUGCAGCCAUGCAGGGAUGAGUCCCGCCUAAAAGCCCCUUUCAUCCCCCCUAAAACGCUGUGAGAAGCUCAGGGGACAUCCGCUAUGCCCUGUUGGAGCCCAGAUGAAGCUCUUUUUGGACUGAAGAUGCCAGAGAAUGUCUGGGAUUGCUGGCAGCAGCCUGGCAGAAGGUCACCUUGAGGAGAGGAGAAAGAGUUUCUUGUCUGUCAGCCUCUGUCAUGGGUAAAGAGAGGAUAGAGCUAAGGAGGGCUUCCCAGUGGGGAUCUGCAGCCUUGCUGGCCCUGACAACAGUUGCUGGUUGCUUUGCUUCAAUCUUUUCUUUCCCCAUCUCCUUUAUUUUAUUUUAUUUUAUUUUAUUUUAUUUUAUUUUAUGGUACAGAUGUUGGAGGGUCUGCUGGGGGUCUCACUGAAAGUGAAGCAAGGAAGGAGGCCUGGGUGCUUUCCGUGACUGCAGAAAAAUCCAGAAAAGGAGUCUGAGCAGGUGUCUGUUCUUCUUAAAAAAAAAAAAGACCAAGACCUCAUAUCAAAAAGGAAGCAAAGAGGGAAGUCAACUACAGACGGACAAGAGAAACACACAGGACAUUCUCAUUCUGGACUAUGGCACCAAGUGAAGCCACCAGCCAGGGGUGCUCAGUUUAUCCUAUGACCUUACGUUCUCCACCUCUGAGGAGUGUGCAAGCCUCUUCCCACCUCUGAGGGGAGACCGUCCGAGCCUCUCCUUGGAGAUGACAUUUUACACAGUGCGGCGCUGUGUGCCUGAAAGGAUUGCAAUCAAACGCACUCCCCUGGCAGACAGGAAGUUCAUAGCACGUGACAGCCAAGCCUUGCACAGCCUAGCCAUUUCCCACAGACUAUAAGCAGGGCCCGCCGGACACACCCAGUGAACCCUUUCUGUGUUGGCACCCCACCUACAAGGGGGCAUACAGUCGGACUGUUUUAUUGCUGGGAUAUUCCAAAUACCCCCAAGAUAUGAAAAUGAGCACCCAGAGAGACACUGUUUCCUGGCAUAGUGUUUGGUUGCACUGCUCAGCAUUUGUUCUGGGUCAUUAAAGGUCCCACUUCAUAUGCUGUAGGCCAACCCUACUCAUGGAAAUUAAUUAAAGAUCCUAGCAUUACCUCUAUGUCUGGACCAACGCCCUCCCGGAACAUGUUUUAUCUGCCUGUAAAUGGAGUUUCUGGUGUCAGCAGAUAGGUAGCACCUUAAGAAGCUCCCUCUUGUCUGCAGUCACAUUCCUCUCUAUGCGAUGCUUCCGAAAACAGGAGAAACAACUUACCUUCAUAGAAAACUGGACACACGUCCUCUCGUCAACUUGGUAUGAGACACAAAGCAUGAACAGUCCAAGGUAGGCCACCACGCAGACCUGCAGCAGGGGACGCAGGAAAGAAACAGGACUGGGUUACGAGGAUGCCAGCAACACACGGCUCAGUCAGUGUCUCCCACAGGGGCCAUCCCUGCUGCCGAACCUUUUCUCUUGCUCGUGACUUGUGUUUCUCUCAACCUGUGAGGCACAACUUUAAAGAUGCAUUUUCGCUACAUUUAACGGAGAGCGUGUUUGUGUGUGCAUGUGUGGGUAUAUGUACAUGAACAUAGUGUUCUCGGAGGCCUGGAGAUGGUGUCAGAUCCCUCAGAGCUGGCAUUGCAGGCAGCUGUAAACCAUCCAACAUGGGUGAGAAACUGCACGCAGGUAGGUCCUGUGGGUGAGCAGUAGACAAGGAACCACAGAGCCGUCUCUGUAGCCCAAUGGGACGUGGCUUUAAAAUAGUAAAGCCAUCAUCUUAACCAGUAUUUAUUAAGUUCCUCUGUAUUCCCAAGAGUCUAAAAGAUAGUUCAGAGCAUAUACAAUGAUAAAUAAAGUCUAAUCUAUUCUAUUAGUGUAUGUCCAAUCAGGGCCAGAAUAAAAUCACACACUACUCUAAGGCAGGACACUAUUGGCUACACGCCACUCAGAGAAUUCUAAAAGGAAUUAAGGCUAAUAGGGAAAUAUGGAGGAUUUGCUUAAAAAGAAGGCUUGAAAUGACCCUUGCUAGUAACAGCAAGAGGCACCUGUAGAGGCUGGAGCUCCUUCAAGGGCUUUCCAUACCUAACUUCAUGCCAUUGUCAUAGAGCCGUAUAAGGUAGGUUAAGUGGGACAAACAGACCCACAGUAGAACUGUAACAAGGUGUAGAGUAGAAAAGGCAUGGUGGAGAUACAAAACACAGCAGGUGGGUGACAAAGAGGUGGCUUGGCUCUCCAGCAGGGAGUGGGAUAGCCUCAGACACAGGCUCUCCAGCAGGGAGUGGGAUAGCCUCAGACACAGGCUCUCCAGCAGGGAGUGGGAUGGCCUCAGACACAGGCUCUCCAACAGGGAGUAGGAUAGUCUCAGACACAGACUCUCCAGCAGGGAGUGGGAUAGCCUCAGACACAGGCUCUCCAGCAGGGAGUGGGAUAGCCUCAGACACAGGCUCUCUAGCAGGGAGUGGGAUGGCCUCAGACACAGGCUCUCCAACAGGGAGUAGGAUAGUCUCAGACACAGACUCUCCAGCAGGGAGUGGGAUAGCCUCAGACACAGACUCCCCAGCAGGGAGUGGGAUAGCCUCAGACACAGACUCUCCAGCAGGCAGUAGGAUAGCCUCAGACACAGGCUCCCCAGCAGGGAGUGGGAUAACCUCAGACACAGGCUCUCCAGCAGGGAAUGGGAUAGCCUCAGACACAGGCUCUCCAGCAGGGAGUGGGUUAGCCUCAGACACAGACUCUCCAGCAGGCAGUGGGAUAGCCUCAGACACAGGCUCUCCAGCAGGGAAUGGGAUGGCCUCAGACACAGGCUCUCCAACAGGGAGUAGGAUAGUCUCAGACACAGACUCUCCAGCAGGAGUGGGAUAGCCUCAGACACAGACUCCCCAGCAGGGAGUGGGAUAGCCUCAGACACAGGCUCUCCAGCAGGGAGUAGGAUAGCCUCAGACACAGGCUCUCCAGCAGGGAGUGGGAUAACCUCAGACACAGGCUCUCCAGCAGGGAGUGGGAUAGCCUCAGACACAGGCUCUCCAGCAGGCAGUGGGAUAGCCUCAGACACAGGCUCUCCAGCAGGGAGUGGGAUGGCCUCAGAUACAGGCUCUCCAACAGGGAGUAGGAUAGUCUCAGACACAGACUCUCCAGCAGGGAGUGGGAUAGCCUCAGACACAGGCUCUCCAACAGGGAGUAGGAUAGUCUCAGACACAGACUCUCCAGCAGGGAGUGGGAUGGCCUCAGACACAGGCUCUCCAACAGGGAGUAGGAUAGUCUCAGACACAGACUCUCCAGCAGGGAGUGGGAUAGCCUCAGACACAGACUCCCCAGCAGGGAAUGGGAUGGCCUCAGACACAGGCUCUCCAGCAGGCAGUAGGAUGGCUUCAGACACAGGCUCCCCAGCAGGGAAUGGGAUGACUUCAGACACAGACUCUCCGGCAGGGAGUAGGAUAGUCUCAGACACAGGCUCUCCAGCAGGGAGUGGGAUAGCUUCAGACACAGGCUCUCCAGCAGGGAGUAGGAUAGUCUCAGACACAGACUCUCCAGCAGGGAGUGGGAUAGCCUCAGACACAGACUCCCCAGCAGGGAAUGGGAUGGCUUCAGACACAGACUCUCCAGGAGGGAGUAGGAUAGCCUCAGACACAGACUCUCCAGCAGGGAGUGGGAUAGCCUCAGACACAGACUCCCCAGCAGGGAAUGGGAUGGCUUCAGGCACAGAUUCUCCAGCAGGGAGUAGGAUAGCCUCAGACACAGACUCUCCAGCAGGGAGUGGGAUAGCCUCAGACACAGACUCUCCAGCAGGGAGUAGGAUGGCCUCAGACACAGGCUCUCCAGCAGGCAGUGGGAUAGCCUCAGACACAGGCUCUCCAGCAGGGAGUGGGAUAGCCUCAGACACAGACUCUCCAGCAGGGAGUGGGAUGGCCUCAGACUCUCCAGCAGGGAGUGGGAUAGCCUCAGAUACAGGCUCUCCAGCAGGGAGUGGGAUAGCCUCAGAUACAUUUUAGGAAACUAAGUAGAGAUGUCUGAUAACUUGUUAAGGGUACUGUGAUACUAUUCAACCAGUCUGAACAAGAUUAGUCUAUUAGGAUUCUGGGUGUGGUGGUCCAUGCCUGUAAUUUGAAUACUCUGGAAGCUGAGGCAGGAGGAUCACUGUAAGGUCCAGAUGACAUUUUGUUUGUUAGUUUGUUUUCUUGCUUGCUUGCUUGCUUGAUUGAUUGAUUUAGACAGUGUUUCUCUGUUUUGCCCUGGCUGUCCUAGAACUAGCUUUGUAGACCAUGCUGGCCUCGAACUCAGAGAUCUGCCUGCCUUUUCCUCUCUAGUGCUGGGAUUAAAGACCUGGGCCACUACACCCAGCUCAGAUGACAUCUCUAAAGAGACACAUCAUGAGCACACUGGUCUGAAGAGAUGUGGAUGGGAACCAGAGCAGUUCUCAAGGAGGUGAUGCUGUACCACAGAAGACGUGAGUCCUGCUGUCCAGUACCACAUGGUGACUCUGGAUGAGACGGACACUGUGCACCUGUGUUUCUCAGUCAGGGAGCAGGUUAUUCUUGAAGGAACUUUUUAAAUUACUAUUUCACUGGUGUGAGUUACUAACACACAAUGGCAGGUCUCAUCAUGACGUUUUUAUACACACACAAUGGUAUUGCUCAAUCAUAUCACCCUCUACCCUCACUGCCCCCCAACUCCAGUGACACCCUCCUUUCUCUUCCCAACCAGCCCCGCUUCUAUUUCCAAUUCUUUAAAUACAUUUUUAAACAAGCCAAUGGAGCACCCGUUCACUCUGCAUCCUCACACGGAGGGCCUGAGGAACCAAAGCAAAGGAACAAAGGCCUUGUUUUGCUCGGCAGCGGCGAGCCAGACAGAACAUUCUGAACUUACUUCUGUCAUAUCCUGAAGCACAUGCCUGGGCUCUCUCCUCGGCUUCUGUCAGCAGCAUCAAGAGUUUCCCCCACGCAACUGUCUUUGUCCCUGGAGGCUGCUGGACAGAAAUCUUAGUUGCCGAGAGUUCCCUCCUUCUUGUUAUGAGAUGCGGGCACUCAAAAGUUCGAGACUGACUGACCGGCAUCUUAAAAGUAAUCACAGUUGCUCCACCCCCAACGGAAAAGCCUCUUUUCCUUAGCUGCCACUCUGUCUGCUUCACUGGGCCUGACCUCCAGCAAGGCACAGUGUAGCAUAGCAAUGUCCAGCCAUGGUCAACAGCAUACUGCCUGUCCUCGACCACCACUGAACUCAGUGACUUACACAGUCUGUGCCGUACUGUUCUCUGACUCUGGGAGACUGAGAGAUGAAGACCACAGGCUCACUCCGAGGCUGACCCAGCCUUCCAGAGAGAGGCUGCAGUACAGCGGAGGUGUGAACAAUAUGUCCGCCGUGCGUUGCAGGUGGCGGAACUGACCUGACAGAGAGGCUCCAGGGAGGAAGAUGGUUGAGGAUGUGUUUGUCAUGCACCUACAUGAAGCAGUUAAAAUUGUAGGGAAUACUGGCCUGGCUACAGAACCUUGUGAAAAUGGAGAAAAAGUCCAAGUUACCCACUUUGGACAAAAAGUACCUCAAAUGUACUUCUUUUAACUUUGGUACAUCAUAUCACGUCAUCACAGGGCUUAAGCAUAUGUUAAUAAGCUGGCUGAGAGUUUGUACCCACAGCACAACUAACAAUUUUUUUAUCUCUUUAUUGGUAGCAUGUACAAGGAUGUUCUAGAAAAAUCAUAUUUAUUGACUACCUCAAGCAGAAAGCUUUAUGGCCACAGGGAAAGGAAACAGUGUUCUCCUGCCAGUCCGAAGGAAGGGCCUGCUUCCUGAGAUGGCAGGGUAUAGGCAUGUACAGAAGACAGGGUGCUCUGGCUUUCAGGCAAAAGAGAGAAGGGCAAGCUCAUGCAUGAAUCUCCUGGACUGGGGCCAGAGCUCCCCUCAUAUCUAUGAGAGGAAGCCCACAGAACACGAGGCAGACAUUAGCAGAGGUGUUUAAGAAGUUACCAGACCAGACCAAGGCCCAAGUGGGCCAGCUGGUACCACACUAUAUAAAACCCACAAAGACACAGGGCCUGAACAUCAGUGCCCAGAAGCAAGAGGGCCUUUGUCUCCGAACGCUUGGAGAGACCAGAUCACCGACUGUAUUGAUAAGAAAAUCUUGAAGUGUUCCUUUGAAUGGAAGGGAGCAAAGGGAAUCACGUUAAUCUAAUUUUAGACAUAUGUGGUGUCUACAAGUUCUUUGCUUCUAACCCCCCUCCCCAUCUAUAGAAAGACCUUUUUGUCUGUAUGUGGUCAAGCCUGCACUGCCUCUUGUGAGCUGGAGAGCUAAGUAGGGCUGGAUUGGUCUCUGAAUGUCAGGUCUGUUUCCGGGAGGAGGGGUCCUGGGUCUUGCUACACGGUGGCUUUGAUUAUUUGACCUAAUGGACUGCAGAGGUGCCUGGUAAGGAACUGUGAGCAGGAGGGAGACCCAACACGGUGAGAUGUUUGUAUAAAUGACUUUCCAAGAUAGUCUGCAAAAACGGGAAUUAUUAUCAUUCCCCUCUCUCGAUGUGUAUAGUCUGGCCUUGUAACAGUCUCACUACCUCAACCUCUUUGUUUCCCUCUUCCCGUCAUUGACAGUGUUGCUACACAGGGGUAUUGGGGGAUACAACCUUCUCCUGCCAAAUACCGUUCGUUAUCUCUCCUCCCUUCUCGGCCCCAUCGAUCACUUGUAAACUGGAAACGUGACUCUAUUUCUGUAACUCUUGGAUGCAGAGGGCUUUCAUCCGAUCAAUAUUGUAACAGGAGGAACUUAACCUCUGCCUACGGUCAUGAAGCCAACGGACCACCACAGAGAGCAGAGGCACUGCUCUCUGCUGCAUCUUCUUGAAGAAAAUCUCUACAGCCGGCCACCCGCAUCCAUGAUCUAAGGUAAACUACUCAGAGUCAUUUUCCACAACUGAUAAAUGUAUUGUAGUCUAUCAGCAUGAUGUGGCCUUAGUCAAGACAGCUGUUAGCAUAUACUGAGCCGGGAGAAUACAUAAUACGAAUCAGCAAGAGAGCCAUUAACAUUGCUUACAGAGUCAAGACUUCAGGAUCGCAGGGGACACGUCAACAUGGUUGGAGGGUUUUCUCUACUCAUUCUCCUUGCCCCUUCCUCAUUAGACAAGGCCGAGAAGGUUCAGAAUCAUCUUACGGGCUGUGCCAUCCUCACAAUUUAAGAUUCAAUAGAUCUAGGGUUGAGACCCAGAAUUUGUAUCCCUAACGAACCCCAAGGCUGCUGGUCCUGGGGCCACAUCCUGAGAACAGGUCUAAGCACAAACACAGCAGCUCCCUGAGUGCCCGAGUGGAAUCUAUCAGAAUGGCGGGACACGGUAUCGAGCCCUUUCUUAUGAGGCGUGAAAACAGAUUUGUUAUCGAUGGCCACUUACAGUGUGUUCAGCCCAGUGUGGAAAUCUUUACAUAUAUUUCUUCCCCCUCGUCCUCUGAGACUUUGGAAUGUAAAAGGUUAGGCGUACAUUUAUUGCAAGAUGAAUUUUUAAUAUUCAUAAUGUAUACACAAUAAAAGCGUUGGCGCCACGA
Rattus norvegicus (Norway rat) is the source of this 7991-nucleotide messenger RNA. The record is from RefSeq and is a predicted model, not a curated record. Lineage: Eukaryota; Metazoa; Chordata; Mammalia; Rodentia; Muridae.